Messenger RNA from Oryzias melastigma (Indian medaka), 1565 nucleotides. Its product is annotated as heterogeneous nuclear ribonucleoprotein A0. Gene Ontology annotation, molecular function: RNA binding. Lineage: Eukaryota; Metazoa; Chordata; Actinopteri; Beloniformes; Adrianichthyidae. The record is from RefSeq and is a predicted model, not a curated record. Bases 79 to 981 code for a protein of 300 amino acids. The transcript has a single exon.
AAAACUUUACGUAAUGACGCAGUUCAUUGAAGGAGAGGGAAGGCUCAGUCCGCCACCGUCCUGAGAGAAGAAUCAGUCAUGUCUUCGAAACUUUGCAAGCUUUUUGUCGGAGGACUGAACGUGGAGACCACGGAUGAAGGUCUCCGCGGGUACUUCGAGCAGUAUGGCGCGCUCACGGACUGUGUUGUGGUGAUGAACCAGCAGCUCGGCAGGUCCCGUUGUUUCGGCUUCAUCACCUACUCGGCGCCAGAGGAGGCCGACGCGGCAAUGGCGGCUAAGCCACAUGUUGUAGAAGGGAACAACGUGGAAUUGAAGAGGGCCAUCGCCCGGGAGGAUGCGAACAACCCAGACAUCGUCGCCAACGUCAAGAAGAUUUUUGUCGGCGGUGUGAAAGACCACGUGGAGGCCGAGAACCUCACCGAGUAUUUUUCUCAGUUCGGCCGGGUGGAGAAGUCCGAGAUCAUCUCCGACAAGCAGACCGGCAGAAAGCGAGGCUUCGGCUUUGUCUACUUCGAGGACACUGACUCCGCCACCAAGGCGGCGCUCGCCAAGUACCACACCAUCAGCGGGAACAAGGUGGAGGUGAAGAAAGCCCUCACCAAGCAGGAGAUCUCCACCGUCGGCCGCGGACGGGGCCGGGGCAGAGGCGGGCAGAACUACGGCGGUAGAGGAGGCGGCGGCUAUGGCGGAAGCUACGGCGGGGGGUACGGUGGCGGCGGCUAUGAAGGCGGGUACGGCUACGGCUACAACGGCAGUGGGGGCUACGGCGGCGGCGGUGGCUACGGAGGAUACGACGACUACGAUAACCAGAUGGGCUCUGGAUACAGCAACGGGGAUUUCGGGCACGGGUAUGGACAGCAGCAGUCGAGCUAUGGAGCGAUGAAAGGGGGGAGCUACUCCUACCGGAGCGGAGCUCCGUACAGAGGCGCCGGUGGAGGUGGGGGCUACGGCCGGGGUGGCGGAUAUGGCGGCGGGUAUUAGAGCCCCCACAACAUGCUGAGAUUUCACCGGGGGGGUCAAUCGAUACGGACUUGAAUCUUCACACAUCACACAAUACCUUGCGGGGGCGAGCGGUCUCUGUUGCAUCACGAGCUGCGCCCCUUUCAAGUGACUGACCCAGAUCCGCCGCCCCCGCACAUUAUGGACCUUACUACUACUAAGAAUUAUCAGCUGUAUUUUUGUUGUGUUUUUAAACAGAAUUUUCUCGUUUUGACCCAUUUGUAAAACUGUAAUCGUUGACAGUCCCGCUUCGCAGCUCGUCUUUCUGUCCGGCCGGAUCAGUUCAUCUGUUUUGUUUGCAUCAUAAUCUCAGGGUUCAAAGAGAAAUCGGAGGCAGUGUCUAGUAGCACGGUUCUAGAUUAAUGUUCGAGGUUUUUUUUCCAUCUUAAUAUUUUUGUGGCAACAAAAUUUUUCUGAAAAUGUCACGGAAUUUUGAGUGUAAUUUCCUUUUUCUUCCCCUAUUACGAUGUUUUGUUUAGAUUAAAAAAAUUGAAGUCGAUGUGUUCAGUUCAGCCCUAUGUUUUUAUUCUGAUUUUAUUAAAGUUUUUAAUGUUUCACACACCUAA